GAAAAAACUUGUUCCAUCAUUUUGUUAAUAUAAAUACAAGUUUAAAAUAAUUGAAGAUAGAAAAUUCGCUUUCUAUAACAAUGUUGAAAUUAACUGGCCUCUUUCUUGCUUUCAUCGCUGCUGCAUAUGCUUCAGAAUAUAAAAUCACUUUAAUUAGCGGAAAUGUAGUUCAAGGGAAAAAUGCUAAGGGUGUAGUGAUAAAUGCAAAGAAAGAUCAUAAGGAAAUUGAGUGGCAAGAAAAAUUUGACAAUGAUAAUUCUUUAACGGUUCAUUAUAUGCAAGUUUCCGAAAGUACCGGACAAGCCGAAUACGUAAAAAUCGAUAAUUUGUGUAAUAAAUACGAAAGUGGUACUUUGGAGCACGCCAUCAAGCAUUUUGUUCUCAAGAAGUUUGGAAAAUCUGAUAAAUGUUCAAUAAAGAAGAGGAAUGUAAAAGUUAAGUUUCCCAUAAAGUUUGAAUUCCAAGGAACAGAAGAAAAUACAAUUUGUGGACCAACUAUCGGUACAUUUUAUAUAACUAGAAAUAAUGAUCCAAAUUUACUAUUCAGCUCCUGGCUUAGAGGUUCCAUAACUGGUGAAGACUGUAAAUAAAAUUUAUAAAGACUUUAAAGUUUAAACUUUAAAGUUGUGUUCUCAUAAAUUAUUAUGUCAUCUAUAAUUUAACUGCUUAUUUCUAAUAUUAAUCUGCUUACUCUUAAUAUAUAUUUAACCAAAAAUAUCUUACAUUUAAUAAAAAAUUUUGUAAAUCCGCACAAACAUGUCACUGUUAACUUAAUAGUAUCAAAUUGCAACAAAUUGAUACCAAAAGUGUAUCAAAUAAAAAAUUGAUCUGAACUUUUGACAUCAACUUGAUGCAAUUUGGUACUAAUUUGAUACUUUCAAGAAAUAUGGUGAAAGUUACAAUAAUUAAUUAUUAUGCUACAAUAAUUAAUUUCAAAACACAAUAUUGUAAAGUAAGGAAUAUAAGUUUGUUUGUAUUUUAU
Molecule: messenger RNA, 982 nt
Organism: Leptopilina heterotoma
Lineage: Eukaryota; Metazoa; Arthropoda; Insecta; Hymenoptera; Figitidae
Exons: 4
Coding region: 81-590 (169 amino acids)
Source: RefSeq, a predicted model, not a curated record